Molecule: messenger RNA, 2269 nt
Organism: Neocloeon triangulifer
Lineage: Eukaryota; Metazoa; Arthropoda; Insecta; Ephemeroptera; Baetidae
Exons: 6
Coding region: 329-1738 (469 amino acids)
Source: RefSeq, a predicted model, not a curated record
GAAAGGAAUCGAACGUAGCCGUCGUCGGUGGGUCGUCGAGCUCCGUGUUUCUCUGUCCGCCUGUUUGUCUGUCCGAGGUGCUUCUGUACUCGAGGGCCCGUGGCUGGACACUGACGAUGAGUUAGAAGAAGAUUCGGACGCGAGACGGACAGAGGAGGAGGGAUGAUGAGUGAGCUUAGGAGUGACGUGUGUUGAGGGGCGAACGCAGGCAGGGCUGGCGGUGUUUUUGCAGAGCCUUCCGCCGCCGCCCUCGCCCCCAGCUGGGCACCGCACGGGCGCACCCCUUCUUCGCAGGGAAUGGCGUCCAGGGCUGGUGCCGGAAGUAGAGAUGCUGCAGCAGUUUUCGCCCCCGGCGGCCGUCUUCAUGGUGUCGCCGCCGCCGCAGUUCGCCGGGGGCGGCAACUCGCCCCCAAAGCACUUCAUCUGGCCCGAGGUGCAGCGCCAGGCCAAACCAGCCAAAACCAACCCGUUCGCCUUCCUCAGGGCAAACAACAACGUCCUAGCGAAUAACAACAAGCGGAAGAGCGCCGUGGAGAUGCUGCAGGAGUCGAAGGCGUACUACGUCAAGUCGGAGCACGUGCUGGACAAGAAGCAGGUUUUGCGCCACAGCGACCACCUGCGCGUGCAGGCGUCGCCGGUGUUGGCGGCGCGGUCGAACAAGCACCACCGGACGGCGUCCCUGGACAAGGUGGCUUUGCUGCAGGAGAACACGCCGCCCCCGCCGCGCGUCCCGGCCCGCUCGUGUUCGCAGUCGCCGCCCCCGCUGCCCCCCAAGUCGCCGCGCAUCGCCCCCGGCAGGCCCCGCGCCAAGACCCUUGUGCUGCCCCCCGUGGCCCGCAACAGACAGGCCAACUGCGACGUCCAGAUGCGCCUCCGCCAGCUGCUGUCCCACCCCGACCACACCGUCAACGGCUACCGACGCCUCAGCGACGACGACGCCUCCAGAAUCGGCCACGACGACCACGUCUGGCUCAACGAAGAAGAUUCGAACGCAUUCGAGUCCAGAACGGUGGCCGGCGAGAAGAUUUACGUGAGCAGCCGGCACUCGACGCCGUCGGCGGCCUCGCGCUCGCUGCUGAGUCCGGUGACCCACAAGUCCCUGCCCGACCUCAGCCCCAACAAGAACGGCGAGGACGCGGCCAGCGACACUUCCAGCAGCAAUCGCUGCUACUACCCCAGCAGCCGCGCCACCUCCGACUACGUCAGCCGCUCGCCCAGCAGCUGCAAGUGCUGCAACUCAAGAUUGAGGUCUCCUUCGGAAAUUGGAUCGGCUCCGGUUGCUUCGGACGACGACGAAAAAGAUGAACUUUUGUCACCGAACACAGACGACUCGUCGCGCCGACGGCCAGUUUUGCGUUCCAAGUCUGACAUCAGCUACCGCUACUCCAAGUCGGCCGCCUUCCUGGCCCCGGUGCCGCGCACCGAACAGGAAGAGCAGCCGAUCAAGACGACGGACGAGGUGCAGCAGUUCUUCGAGAACCUGGGCCUGGAGGAGGACGUGUUCAAAACGCUGACCAGGCGCGGCUCGCACGACUCGCCCGUCUUUUUUGGCUCGGUCAGCUCGGUCGAGUCCUACCCGGGGGUGCAGUACGUCAACAACGUCCCGGAGGCGGGCGAGGAGGCAGCACUCGGCCCCGGAGGCAGCAAGAUGGGCGAACAGCCCUCCAUUGUUGAGAGGAACGCGCGCAUCAUCAAGUGGCUGUGUAACUGUCGCAAGGCCCAAUCCACCUUCAGCUGACAGCCUUAAAUUAGGAGAAUUUGAAAGCUUCCUGGGAGUUGUUGAGUUGCUUCAUGUGUGAUCUCAAGCGGGAGCAGGAAGCUCAGAAAAUCCACCACCACAUUUUUUGCUCAGACACACUGCCAUCAUGCUAUUUUAAACGACUUGAAAAAGCAGAGUGUGUCGCAUCGGAGGAGAAUAAGUAAAUCAAGGAGGAGGAAAACGAGCAGCACCAACCCUGACCUCUAGUCACAUCAGAAAAUGAAUGCUGUAGUUAGAACUCUCAAAAGAAUUGUGUGAUAAUUCGUGAUGAGGAGAUAUAAUGAAAAAAAAUUAUAUACAUUUCCGCCGCUCUCACAGUAGAACGGAAACCUAGUAGCUGCAUCGGUCUAUCAAUUUUGUUUUGCGGAAAAAACCUAAUCUUGAUUGUUUUAGUUCCUCAGUAAUGUCCUUUUUGUAGGUAAUUAUAAUCUCAACGGUGUUAAAUGAACAUAUAGUAAAUAUAUAUGAUUCCAACCACAUUCCUUGAAAUGAAAAAAUAACUUGACAGGU